GAGCAGCGGCAUGCGCACGGCCCGCGCGCCCCAGGACUCUACGGCCAGCCUCCCUUCUCCCCCCGACGCGAGCGCAGGAACCGGCGCGUAAAGGCGCGCGGAGGAGCCGCGGAGCCCCGAUGACCUGCGGCCUGCAGCCGAGCCGCGGAGCCGCGCAGCGGGCAUGAGCCCGGCCUGAAGGAGCCCCCCCGCCCCCCCACCCCGUCGGCGUACGUUGAGGUGACCGCUCGGCCCAGAUGAUGCAGCAUCCCCUGGACAUGGGGGCGCAUUUCUACCCCCCGGAGGCCCACCCGGACCACCGGACCCACCGCUACCGGAGCUUCAUGAUCGAGGAGAUCCUGACGGAGCACCCGGAGCACAAGGCGGCCGCUCCGGCCGGGGAGCUGCUCAAGUUCGGGGUGCAGGCGCUGCUGUCCGGGCGGCCCUUCCACAACCAGCUGGUGCUGAAAGCGGAGCAGAGCGGCCUCCUGAAGUUCCCGCUGUCCCCGCUCGGCUCCCCGCUGUCCUGCUCGCUGGGCUCCCCGCUCGGCGCGCCCCUCCUGGCGGCCGCCCCGGGCCUGCAGGUCGGCGCCGCGGCGCACCACCUGCCGCUGGACCUGCACCUCCGCGGGAAGCUGGAGCCCGGAGCGGCCGACGGAGGCUGCGGGAAGGCCAAGAAGGGCCGGCGGAGCCGCACCGUGUUCACCGAGCUGCAGCUCAUGGGCCUGGAGAAGCGCUUCGAGAAGCAGAAGUACCUGUCCACGCCGGACAGAAUCGACCUGGCUGAGUCUCUGGGUCUCAGUCAGUUGCAGGUGAAGACCUGGUACCAGAACCGGAGGAUGAAGUGGAAGAAAAUAGUGCUGCAGGGUGGAGGUCUGGAGUCGCCCACUAAGCCCAAAGGCCGACCCAAGAAGAACUCCAUCCCCAGCAGUGAGCAGCUGUCGGAGCAGGAGCGGGACGCCGCCGCCGACCCAGGGUCGGAACCCCGGUCUGACCCCCGCUCGGAACCCCGGUUGGACCCCCGCUCGGACCCCGGGUUGGACUCCCAUUCGGAGGGCCCGAGCUCCCACCCAGGGAGCACCCAGGAGGAGUGAGGAGGCUCCGCCUCCGCCUGCACCUGCUCUGGCUGGACGCUAAUGGACAAUCAGUGGACAGAGGAGACAGACGGAGACAGCAGGAGACGAGCAGCACCUCCUCCAAAGACUCCUGGACAGGACUCCACUUGGACAAACCCAUCCUGUGGCCUCCUCCUGGCCUCCCCCUGGCCCCCUCCUGGCCUCCUCCUGCCCCCACCCCCCCUGGUCUCCUGGUCUCCUCCUGGUCUCCUCCUGGUCUCCUCCGGGCCUCUGACCCCCCCGGCCUCCUCCUGGUGGAGGAGCUGGACUGGAACGGCUGCAGUAGGUGGAACUCUCUGUAGCCUCACAGCAUCGACUCUCACUUGUCUGUUUUACAUUCCUGUUUUUGUAACUU
Molecule: messenger RNA, 1449 nt
Organism: Salarias fasciatus (jewelled blenny)
Lineage: Eukaryota; Metazoa; Chordata; Actinopteri; Blenniiformes; Blenniidae
Gene: barx1
Product: BARX homeobox 1
Exons: 4
Coding region: 237-1073 (278 amino acids)
Biological process (GO): regulation of DNA-templated transcription
Molecular function (GO): DNA-binding transcription factor activity, RNA polymerase II-specific; DNA binding
Source: RefSeq, a predicted model, not a curated record